GCGUCCCAUGGAUAUAGCAACAGGUCCCGAGUCGCUGGAGAGGUGUUUUCCUCGCGGGCAGACGGACUGCGCCAAGAUGUUGGACGGCAUCAAAAUGGAGGAGCACGCCCUGCGCCCCGGGCCCGCCACUCUGGGGGUGCUGCUGGGCUCCGACUGCCCGCAUCCCGCCGUCUGCGAGGGCUGCCAGCGGCCCAUCUCCGACCGCUUCCUGAUGCGAGUCAACGAGUCGUCCUGGCACGAGGAGUGUUUGCAGUGCGCGGCGUGUCAGCAAGCCCUCACCACCAGCUGCUACUUCCGGGAUCGGAAACUGUACUGCAAACAAGACUACCAACAGCUCUUCGCAGCCAAGUGCAGUGGCUGCAUGGAGAAGAUCGCACCCACCGAGUUCGUGAUGCGGGCGCUGGAGUGCGUGUACCACCUGGGUUGCUUCUGCUGCUGCGUGUGCGAGCGGCAGCUGCGCAAGGGUGACGAGUUUGUGCUCAAGGAAGGCCAGCUGCUGUGCAAGGGCGACUACGAGAAGGAGAAGGACCUGCUCAGCUCCGUGAGCCCCGACGAGUCCGACUCCGUGAAGAGUGAGGACGAGGAUGGGGACAUGAAGCCGGCCAAGGGGCAGGGCAGCCAGAGCAAGGGCAGCGGGGACGAUGGGAAGGACCCACGAAGACCCAAGCGACCCCGGACCAUCCUCACCACGCAACAGCGAAGAGCCUUCAAGGCCUCCUUUGAGGUCUCGUCCAAGCCCUGCCGGAAGGUCCGAGAGACGCUGGCAGCUGAGACAGGCCUCAGCGUCCGCGUGGUCCAGGUCUGGUUUCAGAACCAAAGAGCAAAGAUGAAGAAGCUGGCGCGGAGGCACCAGCAGCAGCAGGAGCAGCAGAACUCCCAGCGGCUGGGCCAAGAGGUCCUGUCAAGCCGCAUGGAGGGCAUGAUGGCCUCCUACACGCCCCUGGCCCCGCCGCAGCAGCAGAUCGUGGCCAUGGAGCAGAGUCCCUACGGCAGCAGCGACCCCUUCCAGCAGGGCCUCACGCCACCCCAAAUGCCAGGUGACCACAUGAACCCCUAUGGGAACGACUCCAUCUUCCAUGACAUCGACAGCGAUACCUCCCUCACCAGCCUCAGCGACUGCUUCCUGGGCUCCUCAGACGUGGGCUCCCUGCAGGCCCGAGUGGGGAACCCCAUCGACCGGCUCUACUCCAUGCAGAGUUCCUACUUCGCCUCCUGAGAGCCAGCUGGGCCCCAGGGACGCUUGGGCACAGGGCCUGGGGUGAGAACGCUGGCCUCAGCAGCCUCCACACGGCCCUGGCCUGCCGCCCACACGGACUCUACCGACAGCCAUACGGUGCCCUCCCCUCAGCCGGCCGGGCUUGGCGCACGUGUCCGCUGGGCACAGCCGGACAGGCAGAUGGGCGCAGCCUGGGCAGGAGCUGUGUCCUGCCCACAGAGACCUUGUCACCCCCAGGGACCCAGAGCUCUCGGACAGCCACUCGCCUCCCAGCCCCACCUCGACUCCAUCGCCUUCUCCCUCCCCAUCUCUUUUUUGGGAAGCGUAAAUUCUCUCUAUUUUUUUAAACGUCCUCUCUGUGUCCAGCCAACCUCCAUGCCCCCCCCUCCAUGUCACCCCAGGACGAUGAUGAUGUGACACAGUCAGUGCCUGGUACCUGAGAGCCGUGGGCACCAGCGCCCGCACUGUGCCCGUCUUUCCCUCCAGUGAGCACAGGGGCCACUUCUGAGGUCCCAGGUAGCCCAGGACCACUCCCCCAGCCGGAGCCUGGAGGGAAGUGGGGAGGAGCCCAGCAGGUGUGACAGGCAGACCCAAAGGGACAGACACACAUGCAAAUGCAUGCAUACCUACAGGCACCCCCCAUGCAAAAUACACGUGUGCGCACACACACACACACACACACAUACACACCCUUAGAACUGCUGAAAGAGGCGGAGGGAUGUUCUGUGGGUCUGCCUUGUCGGAAGGGGAAAGGGGGCCAUGAGGGACAGGGACUUCUCAAGAGCAAUUGGAGAGGGAGGAAGAGGAGAGGCAGGGUUGGGUUUGAGAUGUGUAGGCCCAGGUGUACCCUCACCUGGCCCAGGUGAGUCAGCCCAAGACCCAGCCAACUCCAAGGUCAGAGUUGGAGUCCCUGGCACAGGGAGAGUCGGGCCGAACAGCAGAACUUCCAGGUGGAAAGGGACUCUAAAGUCGCCUGCUGGGCAUGCCAACUGGUACCUGGCUCCCUCUCAGCCUCCUCUGCCCUCCUCACAUGCCUCCAGUGACUAGCACCCGCCAGUGGCCUUCCUGCUGGUCAGCUUCUGGUCUCCCAGUCCCUAGUCCUCGCUUCCCAGUACCAGCCUUCUCCAGCUCUUUCUCUUAAAGCUGCGCCCUGGGUGGGCUGCAGCACUCGUUCCCUCUGAAGGUGUGGGCAGCCAUAAGUCCACGCUCCGCAGGCCCACCGUGAGCAGGCCCACGGCCUUCCCUACUUCAGGACCCCUUCUGGCUAAUGUGGCCUGAGUGGUUUGGGCCCCUUGACCUUGGAAACUCACACUGCCCCUCUGUCACAAACCCCCCAGGCUUUGCACACAUGUGAUGACUAAGCGACACCUGUUCUCUGUGAGCAGGUGGGAUGGGAGGGGACAUUCAUUGUCUAGACACCUAGAGGGCCCCAGCUUGUUUCUGGUUGCAUUUCCUCUUACUUGAUUCAGCCAACCUGUGCGGUUUCCUCUGCAACCCAACUCUGUGACCACUGACUUUCCCUCCCCCUGGACACUUCUGCCCGUUAGAGGAAUGGCAGGAGGGCCAUGGGAGCCUGUCCCCGUUCAGCACUGGCCCAUAAACCAGUCCUCCUUGGGUGAUGGAAUCCGGGCACCCUGGUAUCCAUGCCCCUGCCCCGUCCCUUCAACUCCAUCCUGUCAGAGGAGGAAGGAAGGGCAAGCUGAUGGUCCUCAAAGAGCCCCCAUGACCUCUGUGUCCUUGUCCAGGUGCUCACAACCCUGCCUUUAAAUCUGAAGUCUAGCCCAAGGCCACCACCCUAAGGUCUGCCAAGUCCCACCUUGGAGCAAAUGAGGAUGACGAGGGGUCUCCCCCCACCUUCAGGCCCCUCUCCCUGGCUCCCCCUGGAAUCCUCCAAGUCUACCAACCUGCUGUGCCGUUUUGCUCCUCUGUCUACUGGGGAGACCUGGGUUCCUCUAGUCUCCUCACCCCAUCCUGCUUGUCACCAGACAAGAGCUGUCAGAGGGAAAGAUGGGGCUCAGCAUCACCAUUCAGGCUGAGGCCACCAGCCUGGCCCUUCUGUGCUCUUCUCAUUACAAAAAGGACCUUGCCAGGGACCUCAGCGGACAUCCUCAGUCCUCUGCAGCCUCUGCCCACCUAGGUCUGGGCCAGCCACGCCCCCUUCCUGACAUCCUCCCCUUUCUCUGGCACAGGCACAGGCUGACUUGUGCCCAGGACACCUGAGGCAGAUUCAGGGGAAGACACCCCAGCCCCCAGGAGACCUGGCCCUUCUCCUCCACACCCUCUAGGCUGGAAGGAUCACCGACAGUGGGUCAUGUAGCUCACCCCUCAUGUCACAGCUAGAAACCUGAACCCAGAGAGGCCUGCCCCAGGCCUUGCAGCAAGUGUCAGAGCCAGAGGUAGAAACAGGAGCCCUGCGCCAGCCCCCUUCCCCCGGCAUGUGACUGGCCUCCAGGUCAGGGUCCUGCCUUGUUCUGAGUGAACGUGCUGGCCCAGAGAGCCACCUCUUCCCACCCUGAGUCCAGCCCUGGCCUCUGCUGCCUUCAUGGAGGGCUUCUCUCUUAGGAGAUGCCCAGAUAUUAGGGACCCAUUUUUUUUAGGCCAGGAACCUGAGACUCAGUGCCCUGGGGCUCGGGGCAAGCUGAGAUGAGCAGGUUCACCCGCACCAUGGAGGAGGGGUAAGGAGUGACCAGGACCUCCCCAGCCCUGCCUGGUGUGGGCCCAUGAGCACUAUCCGGGCUAGGACAGGAAGCCCGAGGGAAGAGGGAAGAACUCUGGUUCCUGGGGGGAUGAGGCAGAAAGUGAGGGGUAGACAGGGGUGUCUUGGAGAAGGACCAGGUUCCACUUCUCUGCUGGGAGUGGAGCUCAGGGGAAGGAACCUGCCCCAGGUAGCAUGAGUCAGUGCAGAGGAGACAGGACGCCUGCUCCACCUUACCAGAGCCCCGUGGCCUGCUCAGGGCGACCUCCCCGCUGCUGUGCUAUCCCAGGAGAUCCAUGGAGGUCGCUGAGAUGGGGACAUGGUGGUUGCGAGAGGCCAGCAGAACCUGGAGGAGAAGGCUGGGGGGCCAGGGGCCGGGAGGGGUUCCUGGGGGGUGAACGAGGAGAGUCCGGGCACCGCGUCCACAUGAGCAAGUCCUGCCGGGGUCAGGUCCCCAACAUGGGGUUGGGGGCAGCCUCUUUUCCUUUAGGGGUUCUGCAGCCCCUGGCACUGAGGCUGCCCUGCCCACUCAUCUGGAUGUCUGUCCCCUCACCAUUCACGCAGGAGCCUAGGGGAUUGGCAAAAGCCCACCUGGCCCUGGCCUUGAGCUCUGGGCACCAGCUGGGGUGCGGGGACUCUGCAGCCUGGGGCUGGCUCUGCCCCGGGGAGGGUUCCACGCUCACGCACACACACUCACGCCCAGUGCUCACGGGGCUCCCAGGCACAUGCGGCCUGGGAUCGGGGGAGUGGGAAGGUGUGGCACUCUGUGUGGCACCAGAAGGUGCCAUUGCCAAUGAGCCUCUUGGCCGGGGCCCCUGUCCCAAACCGGGGUGACGGGGGCUCCACACAGCAGGCGUGGGAGCAGGCCACAGGCAUCCCUCCGUUUUCCGUGUACAGACUCACUGCCCCCUGCCAUCCCCACACACAUUUUAUUUAAUAACUUGUCAUUGUUAAAUUAUUUAUUAGCGUUUACCACACCACCACCCCCGCCUUCCACUCACCUUCUGCCUCCUCCCACAAAAGCAGGAAAUGGAAACAACAAGAAAAGAUGAGACAUCGGUAUAUUUGUAAAUAAACCAACCUGUACACACC
Ictidomys tridecemlineatus (thirteen-lined ground squirrel) is the source of this 5003-nucleotide messenger RNA. RefSeq names its product LIM homeobox transcription factor 1 beta (gene Lmx1b). Gene Ontology annotation, cellular component: nucleus. The record is from RefSeq and is a predicted model, not a curated record. NCBI's taxonomy places the organism in Eukaryota, Metazoa, Chordata, Mammalia, Rodentia, Sciuridae. Gene Ontology annotation, biological process: regulation of transcription by RNA polymerase II; neuron differentiation. Gene Ontology annotation, molecular function: RNA polymerase II transcription regulatory region sequence-specific DNA binding; DNA-binding transcription factor activity, RNA polymerase II-specific.